This is a messenger RNA of Alexandromys fortis (reed vole), 3810 nucleotides long. It is a transcript of the gene Slc39a13, whose product is annotated as solute carrier family 39 member 13. The transcript has 11 exons. Lineage: Eukaryota; Metazoa; Chordata; Mammalia; Rodentia; Cricetidae. Gene Ontology annotation, cellular component: membrane. Bases 261 to 1352 code for a protein of 363 amino acids. Gene Ontology annotation, molecular function: zinc ion transmembrane transporter activity. Gene Ontology annotation, biological process: intracellular zinc ion homeostasis; zinc ion transmembrane transport. The record is from RefSeq and is a predicted model, not a curated record.
CACUGACCGCGCGGGUCCCCCAUGGCUAAGAAGCGGAAGCGCCCCCCCGCCGCCGCUCCGUCUAGCCCCCCGGAGCCGGGCGCGUCUGGUUCCGGACUGUCCCGUGUGACGUGGCUGCACGCCGGGGGUGGCUCCGGGCCGGGGGCCUAGUGGCGGGGGCCGGGCGAGGCAGAGCCGGGGCGGGGCGCGAGCCUGCAGCUGGAUGGCCGGGCCCGCCCGGAGCGCUGCAGCUGCCGCCGCCGCCACCGCACGCAGCUGGCAUGCCUGGAUGUCCCUGCCCUGGCUAUGGGAUGGCAGGCCAAAAGGUCCUCUUCCUCACUGUCCUUGCCCUGGAGCUCCUGAGAAGGGUUGGAGGUUCUCAGCCAGCCCUCCGGAGCCUGGGGGCUGCAGCUGCCUGUUGCCUGGAUGAUAAAGAAAGCGAGUCUUGGGGUACUUUGCUGAGUGGGGAGCGACUGGACACCUGGAUCUGCUCCCUCUUGGGCUCCCUCGUGGUUGGACUCAGUGGGGUUUUCCCCUUGCUGGUCAUUCCCCAGGAGAUGGGGACCAUGUUACACUCAGAAGCUGGAGCCUGGCGUCUGAAGCAGCUGCUCAGCUUUGCCUUGGGUGGACUCUUGGGCAAUGUGUUUCUGCACCUGCUGCCAGAGGCAUGGGCCUACACCUGUCGCUUCAGCCCCGGUGGUGAAGGACAGAGUCUGCAGCAGCAGCAACAGCUGGGGCUAUGGGUCAUUGCUGGCUUCCUGACCUUUCUGGCAUUGGAGAAGAUGUUCCUGAAUAGCAAGGAGAAGGAGGGCCCCAGCCAGGCCCCCAGCAAAGACCCCACUGCUGCCGCGCUCAAUGGAGGCCACUGUCUGGCCCAGCCGGCUGCAGAGCCCGGCCUGAGAGCCGUGGUCCGGAACCUCAAAGUCAGCGGCUAUCUCAACCUGCUGGCCAACACCAUAGACAACUUCACUCAUGGGCUGGCUGUGGCUGCCAGCUUCCUUGUGAGCAAAAAGUGCGUGUCUGUGCUGGUACCACAUGUUUGUGUGCUCUUGGAGGCCAAAAGAUCCCCAAGCUGGACCUGGAUCCUCGGAGCUAGAGUUAUAGCAGUUAUUGGGCUUCUAACCACCAUGGCCAUCCUCCUGCAUGAGAUCCCCCAUGAGGUGGGUGACUUUGCUAUCCUGCUCCGAGCUGGCUUUGACCGAUGGACUGCAGCCAAGCUACAGUUCUCUACAGCCCUGGGAGGCCUUCUGGGGGCCUGCUUUGCCAUCUGCACACAGUCACCCAAAGGAGGGAGACAGUGGUCUGGACCCUGCCCUUUACCUCUGGAGGCUUUCUCUAUAUUGCCCUGGUCAACGUGUUGCCCGACCUCUUAGAAGAAAAUGACCCGUGGCACUCCCUGCAGCAGGUGCUGCUGCUCUGCGCCGGCGCUGUGGUCAUGGUGCUGCUUUCGUUCUUCGUUGAGUAACCAUUCCUGACAUCCCUCUCCGCAUAGCAAGCAAUAGAGAACCAACUCGCUCUGUGACUUUGUGUGUGAGAGGCAGAGGGUGAAUGCUAGAACCAGCCUAGCACUGGACAAAUGUGUGCAGGAGACCGACACUGUGACCCGUGUGCAGAGCCCAGCCACCCCACUGUCAUCUAGCAGCAAGGAAUGGCAGCGCUGGUGCCGGCACAGGCCUCCCUUCUCGCAAGAGUCCAGGGCUACAGAGAACCCCGGAACUGUCCCCCCUGGGCCUCUAACUCAAGACUAAUUAAAGCUCUGCUCACAUAUCCAGGUCCCAAGCACCUAAGAGGCGGAGGCUGCACCGCUCUUUGCUGUCCAUUUCCCCAGCCCUUCCUAUGCCACCUCUACAGCCAAAGAAAGGGGAGUGGGUGCUCUUCCGGCCCCAGCCCCACUCAGCACUGAGCAGGCAGCUUCUCCAGGACCUCCUCCUAGGGGCUGCCACCCUGGCCAGCUCAUGCUGUCAAACAGCAGUCUGCAAGGCACCAUGUAAUCCUCAGGCUAGCAGUCUCCAGUGCAGCUCCAAAGGCUCCCGCCAGCACACGGUUCAGCAGACAUGCCCCGGGCAGGGAGAAUGAGCCUUGCUGCCCUUACCUGCUCAGGCCCCUUGUCCUUUGGGUUGAGUAAGGUGGGGGUGGUGAGGGCUCCACAUUGUCAGUGCUCAGGAAUGUGAACUAGGAGAAUGCUGAAGCCAUAAUCCCCAACUAUUUCCCUUGGCUGACAUCCAGGUACUCAGCUGGCCACUCAACAGCCAGACUUCAGCCCUUCUACUGUGGUGUUAGAGAAGUGGCCACUGAAGAGUCUGAGUGAUUCCGUAGCAGUUACGCCGUGGUUCAUCUUUAUCUGUAAAUACCUGUUCUAUAGGUGUAAAUAAAUAUUACCUAGACCACUCCCUGUUCCACAUACUAGGGAGGUCAAGCAGAGCUCUGCUCAGUGCUCCGGCAGAUCCGUUACUUGCUGAACUGAAGGUUUCCUAUUUCCCCGCCCAGUUUCACUGUUAACCUUUCAGCCCAGGAAUGCUUGAGCCUUUGUCACCAUCACCUGAUCUUAUUUAUUCCCUGAUCCCCCUUAGUAAUUCUUAUCAAGGGAUCAGGACCAUCAAGUUAUCUCCAGCUUUGACUUCACACUGUAAUCUCAGCAUCCAGGAAUGGUAGCAGAAGGAUCUGGAGUUAAAAGGCCAGCCUAGGCUACCUGAAACCACCAUUUUGGAAAACAAGGGGGAAAAAAAGGAAGACAUAGGAAGAACAUAGGAUAUGGUAAUACAUGAGGUAGAACAAUGAAUUCCAGGCCAGCUUGGGCUACAUAAGACCCUGUCUCACUUGAUCCUCCCCAUAGCACCCACCUCCCAAAUAUAGGCAGGAGGAAAAAGGGUCUUUACCGGGCCCCCUUCCUGACUGCACCAUCACCAUAACACAGCAAGGGGCACUGCUUCUCCAUCCAACCCACUUUCCUCCCUAAGCCAACAGGCAGCCUUCAGCAGCCCCCUGGGUGGGAUAAGUCAGUCAUCUGUGCUGAGUCUAGUGCAAGCAGGUGGGACACCAAAUCAGCCACCUCCUUAGCCGGGGAUGCUCAGCUGUCAGUGUUCUGGCGUCACAUCCGUCAGAGAUCGGGUCUACCUGGCUGACUUCCAGGGACCUCAGGACAGAAAGGUCCAAGCCCGUUGUCUUUCCUCUCAGCAAGUGCUCAGGGCAGAGCUGUGGUGUGAAGCCCAGCUGGGAGGCUGACAAGCACAAGUAUCACCGUUCACCACUGCACUCAGCCCGAGGGGUUGAAGGGCUCUGCUGUACUGAGGAAGCCAGGUGAUGGUGGCGCCUGCACCAUGCCCAAGAACACAUUCUCUCUGGUUAGAAAGGAGGAGGGGGCACCUAAGCUCAGGCCAGAGGACAAAAUCAGAAGCCCUUUAGCUGCUCAGCUCCUGGAGCAAGACAUAAUCAAACCACAAUCAACAGGCAGCAUGCAGAGCUCAGCGAGUCAGCACGUGGGUAGGGUCACACUGAGGAGAGCUAGCGAGGUGGAGCUUGCUGGAGUCAUGUCCUCUAGGAAGAGCAAGGGGAAGAAAGGAAAGUGCCAAGGAAUUUUUGCCCCUUUUUGGCAAAAAAGUGGAAUUUUGAGGAUUAACAGCUUUGAAGGACCAUUCAGGGCUGCCAAAACAACUCAUUGAAAAGAUGAAUGAUGGGCCAAACAAGGUGGCAUAUGCCUUUAACCCUAACAUUCUAGACUAAUCUCAGAGGCCACAAGCAACUGAGUUCAACGCCAACCUGAUCUACAUCAAGUUCCAGGCUAGCCAAGACUUCAUAGUGAGACCCUGUCUCUAAAUAAAUAUAAAAUUUUGA